AUGUUUCGAACUUUAGUCAUACGAAGCGAUGUUGCUAAGAAAAUCUUGAGAAGAAAUAUUCAUGCUAAAAUUAUAAGGACUUUAUCAGUAGAAUGUGCCAAGAAAAACCAUUGCCACAGGUCAUCUCUUUAUGGAGGGACUCAGGAACUACUUGGAAGAUGGGGUGUCAUAGAAGAGCCUCUAUCAAGACAUUACUCAAGCAAUCUACCAUCUCAUACCAGAGUUUCUCUACCUGCUCUUUCUCCUACUAUGGAAUUGGGUACAAUAAUCAGUUGGGAGAAAAAAGAAGGUGACAAAUUGAAUGAAGGUGACCUCCUUGCUGAAAUAGAGACAGAUAAAGCAACAAUGGGGUUUGAAACUCCAGAAGAGGGAUAUUUAGCAAAAAUUCUAAUUGCUGCUGGUACCAAAGAUGUUCCUAUUGGUAAACUGGUAUGCAUCAUAGUCGAAAACGAAUCCGACAUUGCCGCCUUCAAGGACUUCAAGGACGACGGUCCGGCGGCCGCCCCGCCCGCCCCCAAGGCUCCCGCCGCUCCCACGCCCGCCCCGACUGCACCCGCCCCGGCGGCCCCCUCGUCGUCGCCCCCGGUGCCGGCGCCGGCGACGGGCGGCCGGGUGUACGCCAGUCCGAUGGCCAAGAGGCUGGCGGAGCAGAGGAAUAUCAGGCUGCAAGGUAAUGGCACCGGUCUAUUCGGCUCCAUUACCUCGUCCGAUCUUCCAGCCGCAGGGGCAACCCCUCCUUCCGCUGCCCACGCCGCCCCCACCGCCCACUCGCCGCCCGCCGCCCCAGCCCCAGGCGCCGCCUACGUCGACGUGCCGGUGACCGGCAUGCGAGCGACCAUCGCCAAGCGGCUGCUACAGUCCAAGCAGACCAUCCCGCACUAUUAUCUGACGGCCGAGAUCAACGUGGAUAAGUUGCUGGCCGUGCGCGAGAAGUACAACAAGAGGUUGGAGAAGGCCGGGGUGAAGUUGAGCGUCAACGAUUUCAUUAUCAAGGCCGUGGCGCAGGCUAGUCUCAAAGUACCUGAAGCUAACUCCUCAUGGCAAGACUCCUACAUCCGCCGGUACCGUAACGUCGACGUCAGCGUCGCCGUAUCGACCGACAAGGGCCUCAUAACGCCGAUCGUCUUCGAGGUGGAGCGCAAAGGCGUGGUCGAAAUCAACAAGAUGGUGAAAGCGUUGGCGGCCAAGGCACGGGACGGGAAACUCCAGCCGCACGAGUUCCAAGGCGGCACGAUCAGCGUGUCUAAUUUGGGCAUGUUCGGCGUUACGAAUUUUUCUGCUGUCAUCAAUCCGCCUCAGAGUUGUAUACUUGCGGUGGGGACUACUACCAAGAAGUUGGUGGCCGAUUCCGGUUCUGAUAAAGGAUUCAAGUCAUCCGAUUUCCUGAACGUAACCCUGAGUUGUGAUCACAGGACUGUGGAUGGAGCUGUAGGUGCGGAAUGGCUCAAAGCUUUCAAAGAAUACCUCGAAGAUCCUGUAUCGAUGAUUAUUUAG
Phaedon cochleariae (mustard beetle) is the source of this 1494-nucleotide messenger RNA. The record is from the annotation of a GenBank genome assembly. Lineage: Eukaryota; Metazoa; Arthropoda; Insecta; Coleoptera; Chrysomelidae.